Molecule: messenger RNA, 1125 nt
Organism: Candida tropicalis MYA-3404
Lineage: Eukaryota; Fungi; Ascomycota; Pichiomycetes; Serinales; Debaryomycetaceae
Product: mRNA-binding phosphate metabolism regulator
Exons: 1
Coding region: 1-1125 (374 amino acids)
Biological process (GO): mRNA destabilization
Cellular component (GO): cytoplasm
Molecular function (GO): mRNA binding; N6-methyladenosine-containing RNA reader activity
Source: RefSeq, a predicted model, not a curated record
AUGUUUGAUAUAUCCGACACUCCAAUUGACUUUGCUAUUGAUAGCACGCAAACUUUUACGCUCAAUGAAGACAAUACAACUGGUAGAAAUGACAAUGAUAACAGUAAGAUCAAUUCCGAAAGCUAUUAUAUCCCUUCAUUAGAUGAUAUUUCCACUACUUCUUCAUCGUAUGGUACCGCUACCUAUAGUUCACAUUCUCAGACUCAGUCAAUUAGAUAUUGCACACCAAGAUCUAUCAAUAAAGUUCAGUCAAUAGAAUCUGAAAUCGACGACUUGCCAUUAAUUUUUAAAACUAACAUCUGGUCCAACGACUAUCUUACAUCCUUCAACAAGAAUGCUAAUUCAUUUAGUAACUUUAGAUUGACUAAUACUCAGAAUAAUACUAACAACAAUGCUGCUGGGAGUAUGUUCCCCGUUUCUCCUUCUUCUGAGAUGGGUGUAUAUGUUCCUGAAAAGGAACCCGGUUAUGACUGUCAACUUCCUUCACCGAUUGCUGUCUCUUCUGCACCAUAUAUUUUGCCAGUCACUAGCCCAGGUUUGAUAACUGCAAAUCCUUCUCCUUCUACUGGUUCUCCUCCUGGUCCCGUGAUACCUACUUCGUUGUCUGUUACCGCUCCAGCUAAUUGUCUUACUUUCAGAACUUACACAGGAGCUAUCUUUACCGUUCCAAGAACUUCAAAGUUUUUUGUCAUUAAAUCCUACAAUAUUCUUGAUGUUAAUGCUUCAUUUGUUCACAACAUUUGGACAUCAACCGAGUUGGGAAAUAAACGGUUAGAUAAAGCUUAUAAUGAAUUGGUGUCGACAGGUAAUCCUAACAUUGAUGGAAAGAUUUUCCUUUUUUUUCUGGUUAAUUCUCUGGGUAAAUUUUGUGGCAUUGCAGAAAUGAAGAGUGCUAUUGAUUUUACAGCUAGUCUGGAUAUUUGGUGUGAACAAACCAGAUGGAAGGGUAUUUUCUCUGUAGAAUGGUUAUUAAUCAAAGAUGUUCCUAAUAAGUUUUUCCAACAUUUGAAAAUCCCUGCUAAUGAAUUUAAGCCAGUGACAAAUUCAAGAGAUACUCAAGAGAUUCCUUUUGAAAUUGGAAUCAGUAUGCUCAAGAUUAUCAGUUCAUUCAGAUCAAAUGAAUAA